CCCUGAUGGUUCUGGCAGGUGACAAGAGGCCCCACUCCGACAAGCCCCGUCCACCUAGGGGACAAGGGCCCGCCUGUUAAGCCCUGCCCACCCAGGUGGCAGCGACUCCGCGUUUUCAAGCCAAGACCAUAACCCGCGCUUGSCGCCGAUCACACUCCGCCCGGUCCUCAGGGCGACGCCAUCUUUGAACCGGGCACAGCCGCGGGCGGCGCCGGGUGGAGCGAGCGUUCCCACCCGGAUUUUUUCAACCGCGCUGGGAGGGCUGCCAUGAGCGAGGUCUUCCGCCUGUCUCUACGACCACGCAGCCGCCGAUCCCUCAAGGAGAGAGCAAGAGCAUCUUGAGGGAUGCCCAAGAAGUUCCAGGGGGAAAAUACCAAAUCGGCCGCGGCCCGAGCAAGGAAAGCCGAGGCCAAGGCGGCGGCCGAUGCCCGGAGGCAGCAGGAACUGGAGGAUGCUUUUUGGAAGGAUGAGGACAAACACGUCAUGAGGAAGGAGCAGAGGAAGGAAGAGCGGGAGAAGCGGCGUCUGGAGCAGCUCGAACGCAAGAAGGAGCUGCAGCGGCUCCUGGAAGAGGAGGAUUCCAAGCUCAAAGGGAAAGCUCCCAAACAAGGAAAUCCGGGGAAAGUCACCAGGGCCCAGAUUGAGGAGAGCAUCCGGAAAGAGCAGCAGCAGAAGGAGACCACCGAUGCAGUGGAGAAGGAGAAAUCCCACCUGGAAUUGCCCCUGGAGGAGAACCUCAACCGGAGAGUGCUGGAGGAGGGCUCAGUGGAGGCCAGGACCAUUGAGGACGCCAUCGCUGUCCUCAGCGUGUCCCAGGACGCGGAGCGGCACCCGGAGCGCCGGAUGAAAGCCGCCUUUGCGGCCUUCGAGGAGCUGCACCUGCCCCGCCUGAAGCACGAGAAUCCCAACAUGCGCCUGUCCCAGCUCAAGCAGCUCCUCAAAAAAGAGUGGAUGAAGUCCCCAGAGAAUCCCAUGAACCAGAGGCACAAGGCUUAUAACAGCCAAAAGUAGGACUGGAGCUGCUCCUUCCCACUCCAGACUGGGAUUCUCCUGGAAAAUGGGAAACUAUGGGAAAAUUCUGCUCCUCAGGUUUCCCUUCCCUGUCCCURCAUUUUCCGAAGAUUUCAGACAAGCUCAAGGCCAGCGUCCCUGCCUGGGGGGUCGGACUAAUGCCACCCUCACCUUCCCAAAAGCCAGGUGUUCCCAGACAAAAGCAGUUCCUGACUUGCUUCAGGCAGCCCCAGGAGCCUGCAAAGCUGUCCCCGCRUUGGAAUUCCAGAGCCAUCACGUGCCUGGCCUCGGUUCCCAGAGUGUCAUCCUUGGUGUCCCUUAAGAGAUUCCCGGCUGGCAUUGCUGUUCCAGCUGCAUCUCUGCUCUUCAUCUCCAUCCAAACAGGAGCAGGAGGGUUAUGAAGAGAGAAAAUUCCCUUCCCCCAGGGAGGAAUGGGAAAAGCCCCACCCCCACCUGAUUCCCAUCUUCUCCGGGGGGCACUGGGGACAGGCAUCUCCAGGUGACAUUCCCAGUGUCCCCUGGCACAGGAGGUUUCCAGGAGGGGCUGGAGCCCCAAAUCACCUGGAGAAGGGAAGCUCCUACUUUACUCAAUUCCAUUUUCCCCUCCCUGAUUCCAGGGUCAGGCUGGGAGGUGCCGUGGGAGCCUUGGGAAGGGGAGGUGACACCAACUGUGACACCAACUGUGCCACCAACUGUGCCACCUCUGAUCCUCAGGAGGAGAGGGAUGAGCUCCCUUGGGAAUGCUGUGUGAGCUUCCUGAGCUCCUCCGGAAAUGCUGGAAUCCUUGGGAAUGGAAUCCUACCCUCCCAUCCAGCAGCUCCCCAGCCUUUCCCUUUUUCUUUUCCCAUCCUUUGGGAAGGAAAUGCCUUCCAAAGAAUAGGUUUCAUCCUGCCCUGAGGGUACUGCGGUGCUUCUCAAAACUCAUGGCACACUCCUGGCCCCAAAUCCCGUGGGUUUGAUUCAGGCUCAUCCCUUGGAGUGACACUUCCAAGCCCACACCUUCAUUUUGCAGCCCCCCUCAGCACCCCCCGGGCUGGUCCUUGUCCCUCCAGCAUUCCUAAGUCCAGCUAGGGAUGAAUGACCCCCCACCCCAGCUCAGGUCCCCUUUCUGCGAGAGUUGGAUGUGUUUGAAUCAAAUUAAAAUUUAAAAAAACACCACAAAUUC
Malurus melanocephalus (red-backed fairy wren) is the source of this 2176-nucleotide messenger RNA. RefSeq names its product coiled-coil domain containing 124 (gene CCDC124). Lineage: Eukaryota; Metazoa; Chordata; Aves; Passeriformes; Maluridae. Gene Ontology annotation, molecular function: transcription coactivator activity. Bases 346 to 1011 code for a protein of 221 amino acids. Gene Ontology annotation, cellular component: nucleus. Gene Ontology annotation, biological process: transcription by RNA polymerase II. The record is from RefSeq and is a predicted model, not a curated record. The transcript has 5 exons.